ACGGAGCCUUUAUCCCAAGAGAAGGUGAGGGAGCUGGGGCAACCAGGACUUUCCCGGGCACCCAAGAUGCGCUCCAUUAGGAAGAGGUGGACGAUCUGCACGAUAAGUCUGCUCCUGAUCUUUUAUAAGACAAAAGAAAUAGCAAGAACUGAGGAGCACCAGGAGACGCAACUCAUCGGAGAUGGUGAACUGUGUUUGAGUCGAUCACUUGUCAAUAGUUCUGAUAAAAUCAUUCGAAAGGCUGGCUCUUCAAUCUUCCAGCACUCUGUAGAAGGUUGGAAAAUCAAUUCCUCUUUGGUGCUGGAAAUAAGGAAGAACAUUCUUCGUUUCCUAGAUGCAGAACGAGAUGUCUCAGUGGUCAAGAGCAGUUUUAAGCCUGGUGAUGUCAUACACUAUGUACUCGACAGGCGUCGGACACUAAAUAUUUCUCAGGAUCUUCACAGCCUCCUACCUGAAGUGUCACCAAUGAAAAAUCGCAGAUUUAAGACCUGUGCAGUUGUUGGAAAUUCUGGCAUUCUGCUCGAUAGUGAAUGUGGAAAGGAGAUUGACAGUCACAACUUUGUAAUAAGGUGUAAUCUAGCCCCUGUGGUGGAGUUUGCUGCAGAUGUGGGAACUAAAUCAGAUUUUAUUACCAUGAAUCCAUCAGUUGUACAAAGAGCAUUUGGAGGUUUUCGGAAUGAGAGUGACAGAGAAAAAUUUGUGCAUAGACUUUCCAUGCUGAAUGACAGUGUCCUUUGGAUCCCUGCUUUCAUGGUCAAAGGAGGAGAGAAGCACGUGGAGUGGGUUAAUGCAUUAAUCCUUAAGAACAAACUGAAAGUGCGAACUGCCUAUCCAUCAUUGAGACUUAUUCAUGCUGUCAGAGGUUACUGGCUGACAAACAAAGUUCCCAUCAAAAGACCCAGCACAGGUCUCCUCAUGUAUACACUUGCCACAAGAUUCUGUGAUGAAAUUCACCUGUAUGGAUUCUGGCCAUUCCCUAAGGAUUUGAAUGGAAAAGCCGUCAAAUAUCAUUACUACGAUGACUUAAAAUAUAGGUACUUUUCCAAUGCAAGUCCUCACAGAAUGCCAUUAGAAUUCAAAACAUUGAAUGUGCUACAUAAUAGAGGAGCCCUGAAACUAACAACAGGAAAGUGUGUGAAGCAAUAAAGCACAUUUGAAAACAUACAAACAAACUGAAUAUGCACUUCUUUUCUGAAGAUGCUUCCUAAGAUUUGAAAAUAGGAUCCAGAACAAGACUGAGUUUCAGUAUCCACCAAUUAUCUGAAAGGUGAUAAAGGACAUUUAUGAGAAAUCCGCUACCAGCUGAUGAAAUACCUGCAAAGUGCUCUAAAAAACAUAUUUCGACUUCAAGGGUCCUAGUAAGUGCCACUUCCACUAAGAACACAGUUUGAAUGUAUAAUCAGUAGUGUUUACAAGAUCCAACAAUGCACUUGUUAUUAGUUAAUGAGGCAAAUAUGUUCAUCACUGUUGGGCUGCCACGGCAAUGCCAAGCACAUUAGAAGAGUAACCCAGCCCUGGGGAUUAAACCAUCCUUGUCAGAAGAAAUCAAGAUGGAAAUAGUUGGAGCAGUGAAAUCCAUAAGAUUAAACAACUCAAGUAAAUGCC
Puma concolor (puma) is the source of this 1605-nucleotide messenger RNA. It is a transcript of the gene ST8SIA4, whose product is annotated as ST8 alpha-N-acetyl-neuraminide alpha-2,8-sialyltransferase 4. Gene Ontology annotation, biological process: oligosaccharide metabolic process; N-glycan processing. Gene Ontology annotation, molecular function: alpha-N-acetylneuraminate alpha-2,8-sialyltransferase activity. NCBI's taxonomy places the organism in Eukaryota, Metazoa, Chordata, Mammalia, Carnivora, Felidae. The record is from RefSeq and is a predicted model, not a curated record.